AUGGGUCGUCAGAAAGCAGCCGCUAAGGAUCUCUUGGCCAACAUUCUCGACUCAAUUGAUGUUCAACCAACUCAAACCCAGCCUCAGCUAAAGCCAAAGCCAAAACAGAGUAAGAAGACCUCUUCUGCUGCCGAGAAGAGGCCUGCCAAGGCCCCACUAUCUGAGUCUACCAAAUCAAAAAGGCCGAGGUCAUCCUCUGCGACCACCUCGGGGUCUCUAAAGUGUGAUUCCCCCUGGGCCCCCCCGUCAAUCACAAUUGACAAUAAGCUAGUCAAGGCUAGUGAUAGUGCCAACGAUAUUGAGGUCGGAAUUGCACUUUCCACCGCCUUGCUUUUGCCCGAAGAUCUUAAUCGUAAUGCUCAAAUGAGUGAAUACGAAAAAUUUUCUCUGAUGCUGCAGCGUUCCGUUCAAACAAGGAAGGCGCUGGCUGACAAGACCAGGGAGGUUGCUCGUCUACAGAAGACCAAUAAAAAAGCCGAGGCAAAAAUGAAGACUUUGGAAGAUCAAGCCGAGGCUGCUAUCAAAGCUAAGCACGACACCGAAGAAAAAGAGGAUGCCGCUAAGGCCAUCAAGAAAGUUCUCGAGGCCGAAAAGAGAGAGGCCAAGGAAAAGACGACCCAGGCUCAGAAAGAACUUCAAGAUGCCUUGGCCACAAAAGAGGCCGAAAUCAAGGCCUCAGAUGAAAAGGCAUACGCUGAGGGGGUGGCCGAUGUCAUGGCGGACUACGAGCGUCAGGUGAAGUAA
Molecule: messenger RNA, 744 nt
Organism: Camellia sinensis
Lineage: Eukaryota; Viridiplantae; Streptophyta; Magnoliopsida; Ericales; Theaceae
Source: RefSeq, a predicted model, not a curated record